Messenger RNA from Monodelphis domestica (gray short-tailed opossum), 936 nucleotides. RefSeq names its product bitter taste receptor Modo-T2R7A (gene T2R7A). Gene Ontology annotation, cellular component: membrane. Gene Ontology annotation, biological process: G protein-coupled receptor signaling pathway; detection of chemical stimulus involved in sensory perception of bitter taste; sensory perception of taste. The record is from RefSeq and is marked provisional. NCBI's taxonomy places the organism in Eukaryota, Metazoa, Chordata, Mammalia, Didelphimorphia, Didelphidae. Gene Ontology annotation, molecular function: bitter taste receptor activity; G protein-coupled receptor activity.
AUGCCAAAUGCAAUGAAGACCAUCUUUAUGAUCAUGAUUAUUGGAUUGUUCAUGAUGGGGAUUUUGGGGAAUGGAUUCAUUGGACUGGUGAAUUUCACUGACUGGGUUAAGAGAAGGAAAAUCUACUUGGUUGAUUUCAUUCUUACCGGUUUAGCCAUCACCAGAAUUGGUUUGUUGUUCUCGUUGCUACUAAAUGGAUUUUUAGUGGUUUUUCACCCAGAAGUAUAUGAGUAUGCUAACAUAAUGAGAAUUAUGGAUAACUUCUGGACAAUUUCCAACUAUUUAAGUGUCUGGUUUGCUACAUGCCUCAGUAUAUUCUACUGCUUGAAGAUAGCCAAUUUCUCCCACUUUCUUUUCCUCUGGUUGAAAUGGAGAAUUAACAGAGUGAUUCCCAUAAUUCUACUGGCAUCGUUGUUCAUGUCUGUAUUCAUUAACUUUCCAAUAAUAGAGAAAUUUAAUGAGGAUUUCAGGAGCCUGGUAAGCAGGAGGAACAAGAGAAAUACUCCAAUACUCCAAAUGAAUAAUUCUACAUACUUUAACACUCUGGUUUUCCUCAAUCUGGGAACUCUCUUUCCCUUUACUGUGUCCCUGAUCUCAUUUUUCCUGUUAAUUCUUUCCAUGUGGAGACAUACCAGGAAGAUAAAGCUCAAUGCCAUGAAUGGUAGAGAUCCCAGUACAGAGAUCCAUCUGAGAGCCAUGAAAGCUAUAAUCUCUUUCCUCAUCCUCUUUAUCAUUUACUGUUUGGCCUUUCUCAUAGCCACAUCCAGCUACUUUUUCCCAGAGAGUGAACUAGCAAUGAUAUUUGGUGAGAUAAUUGCAGUCAUCUACCCCUCAGGCCACUCAUUUAUCCUGAUUUUGGGGAACAUCAAGCUGAGGCAGACAUCCUUGAGUGUACUACAGCAAAUGAAAAAUUGCCUCAAAGGAAGAAAUCCUUAG